Messenger RNA from Drosophila takahashii, 418 nucleotides. RefSeq lists its product as uncharacterized. The record is from RefSeq and is a predicted model, not a curated record. NCBI's taxonomy places the organism in Eukaryota, Metazoa, Arthropoda, Insecta, Diptera, Drosophilidae.
CAACAGCUGAUCGCGCCAACAAGACGCAGCCGGAUCUGUGUGAAUGGUGAAAUAAAAAUUGGAGCCAAAAAUAAUAUUUUCCUCUUGUUCAAUUAUUGACCAAUUUCCCGCGACCCCCCGCCAUGACCGCCUGCGUUUAAUUCGAUUUCCCCAGAAGCAGCGACAGUUUUCAUCCAAAACCUCCAAGUUUUCCCGGUGACCAAGGCAACACAUGCAUUUCGUUCAACAUCCUGUCAUUAUCAACAACAACAACAACGUGGUGGACAUACUGCAUCCGGAAAAUAUAGAAUUCGAUGGGCCGCCAGCGGCGCGGAAGAUGAUAAUUGGCUCGUUCUCGAUGUUCGUGAUCUUCUCGUACCUGCAGCUGCUCUACAUCCUGGUGGCCAUCUAUCUGGCGCUGCACCACGCGCACCAUUAG